GCUUGGAAUUACCAGAGUUUCAGCCUUAGAACUCUGCGUUUGCUCAUUUUUCUCUUCAGAGAUCCCCGAGAAUCUUCGUCUAUAAUUGGACCGAAAGAGUUUGAAGCUAUUUGGAGGUGCCUUGGGCAAUGGCGGGCAAUUUUUGAAAGAUUUGAUCGAGAUAGGAGUGGGAAAAUCGAUGCUAUGGAAUUGAGGGAUGCCCUACAUAGUCUUGGAUAUGCAGUGCCACCUUCUGUUCUGCAAGUCCUGAUUUCUCGAUACGAUAAUGGCAGCAGGCGCCCGGCAGAGCUAAGUUUCGACAGCUUUAUCGAAUGUGGGAUGAUUGUAAAGGGUUUGACGGAGAAAUUCAAGGAGAAAGACAAGCAUUACACGGGAUCAGCGAUGCUAACGUACGAGACAUUCAUGUGCAUGAUCAUCCCUUUCCUCGUCGCAGAUUAGUAUCUCCAUCUUUCCACUAUAUAUUCUCUUGAUUUUGUUUUGCUUAGUUUUUUCUAGAGCUUUGUACAUGUAUAACAAGGAGCAAAGCUAAUGGAUUAUUUUUCUUGGUGUGUUUGGAACAGAAA
Messenger RNA from Salvia splendens (bonfire salvia), 563 nucleotides. Its product is annotated as probable calcium-binding protein CML48. Lineage: Eukaryota; Viridiplantae; Streptophyta; Magnoliopsida; Lamiales; Lamiaceae. The transcript has 5 exons. The record is from RefSeq and is a predicted model, not a curated record. The coding region runs from base 184 to 438 and encodes 84 amino acids.